AUGACGAGCUCAACAACCAACACCACCACGACCGACAGCCAUGACGACGACUACGCAGCCUUUUUGGCAGAGGCGCAAGCAAACGACGUCGCCUUCCGAUCGCGCUGGGCCCGGAGAGAACAGGCCCGAGAGCACCAGUGGGCGUCGAGCAACCUCGCCGGCCUGCCGCAGCAGAGCUUCAAGGCCCCGACGCAGCGGGACAGCGCCUAUUACUCGGUUGCGUCUGUGUCACCCAGCAGCGCGAGCGGACCCGGGCCGCAGAAACGGCCGCCUCGUGGUCGGUGGUCUGCGCCUGUGCCCGCCUCCGGCUCCGGCUCCGGCCCCGUCCCCGCGUCACCCCCGACUCUCGAGCACAACCCGAGCAGGACGCUGGGCAGGCGCAUCUCCGAGUACUUUAAGCCCUCCCCCAGCGCCGGUAUGAGCGCAGUUGCAUGA
Messenger RNA from Metarhizium album ARSEF 1941, 435 nucleotides. RefSeq lists its product as uncharacterized. The record is from RefSeq and is a predicted model, not a curated record. The transcript has a single exon. Lineage: Eukaryota; Fungi; Ascomycota; Sordariomycetes; Hypocreales; Clavicipitaceae. The coding region runs from base 1 to 435 and encodes 144 amino acids.